This is a messenger RNA of Planococcus citri (citrus mealybug), 2749 nucleotides long. Its product is annotated as ribonucleoside-diphosphate reductase large subunit-like. Gene Ontology annotation, biological process: deoxyribonucleotide biosynthetic process; DNA replication. The record is from RefSeq and is a predicted model, not a curated record. The transcript has 14 exons. Lineage: Eukaryota; Metazoa; Arthropoda; Insecta; Hemiptera; Pseudococcidae. The coding region runs from base 150 to 2594 and encodes 814 amino acids. Gene Ontology annotation, molecular function: ribonucleoside-diphosphate reductase activity, thioredoxin disulfide as acceptor; ATP binding. Gene Ontology annotation, cellular component: ribonucleoside-diphosphate reductase complex.
UUUUGCAGUUGUUUCCUCCCAUUGAGGCUAGUUGAUUAAUUCUUUGCUCCAUUAAAUUUACUUUACUACAGUGAUUUAAUCUUGAUUGCUAUCGAGCUUUUACGUUUCUAUUCUAGUGAUUUGUGUUUUCAAGUAUACAAUUCUCCAUCAUGAAAGAUAUUCAGAAACCUAAUCAACCCAAAGGAAGACAAUACGUCGUCAAAAGAGGCGGUCGAACAGAAGAUGUUCAUUUUGAUAAAAUAACAUCAAGAAUUCAAAAGCUUUGCUAUGGAUUGAAUCAAGAAUACGUAGACUCGGUCGAAAUCGCCAUGAAAGUGAUCCGAGGUUUAUUCCCGGGUGUAACAACAAUGGAAUUAGAUAACCUUGCUGCCGAAACUGCCGCUUCGAUGACUACCAGACAUCCAGACUACGCUGUGUUAGCUGCUCGUAUUGCUGUUUCCAACUUGCAUAAAGAGACUAAGAAAAUCUUUAGUGAUGUGGUGACUGAUCUCUACAAUAUGUAUAAUGAAAAAACCAAAAGAAAAAGUCCCAUGAUCUCCGAGUUUCAUUACAAUAUUAUCAUGAAAAAUGCCGAUCGUCUGAAUUCUUCGAUUAUUUACGAUCGUGAUUUCAGCUAUAAUUAUUUCGGUUUCAAGACUUUAGAAAAGUCGUAUCUACUGAAAAUAAAUGGAAAAGUUGUUGAACGACCUCAACACAUGUUGAUGCGAGUUGCCGUUGGAAUUCACGGCGAAGAUAUCGAUUCUGCGAUUGAAACCUAUAACUUAUUAUCCGAAAGAUAUUUCACUCACGCUUCUCCUACGCUGUUCAGUGCUGCUACAACAAGACCUCAGUUAUCAAGUUGUUUUCUCAUCGCUAUGGAAGAAGACAGUAUUGAAGGUAUAUUCCAUACCCUUACUACGUGUGCUUUGAUCUCCAAAUCUGCUGGCGGCGUAGGCCUACACAUCCAUAAUAUUCGAGCCACCAAUAGCUACAUCACUGGUACAAACGGAGUCUCAAAUGGUCUUGUACCCAUGUUACGUGUAUUUAAUAGCGUAGCCAGAUACGUCGAUCAAGGAGGCAAUAAACGUCCUGGAGCAUUCGCUGUGUACCUUGAACCGUGGCACGCAGAUAUAUUCGAGUUCUUAGACUUACGUAAAAAUACCGGUCACGAAGAAAUCAGAGCUAGGGAUUUAUUUUAUGCGUUGUGGAUACCCGAUGAAUUUAUGAGACGUGUAGAGAAAGAAGAAAAAUGGAGUCUGAUGUGUCCUAGUCAAUGUCCUGGUCUUCAAGAUUGCUGGGGAGAAGAAUUCGAAAAGUUGUAUAGAAAGUACGAAGAUGAGAAACGUUAUGUACGUCAAGUUGAUGCUAGAAAAUUAUGGUUCGCGAUUUUAGACUCGCAGAUUGAAACAGGAACACCUUACAUGUUAUAUAAAGAUGCCUGCAAUAGGAAAUCAAAUCACCAAAAUUUAGGAACUAUUAAAAGUAGUAACUUGUGUACCGAAAUUGUCGAAUAUAGUGCUCCCGAUGAGGUAGCUGUGUGUAAUCUUGCAUCGAUUGCUGUAAAUAUGUUCCUAAGCCACGACCAAAAAACGUACAACUUCGAAAAACUAAAAGAAAUUACUAAAACUGUAACGAGAAAUUUAAAUAAAAUCAUCGAUAACACGUACUACCCCGUUCCUCAAGCUAGAAAAUCAAACUUACGCCACCGUCCUAUUGGCAUCGGUAUCCAAGGUUUAGCUGAUUUAUUCAUCAUGAUGCGAUUGCCUUACGAAAGUGAAACGUCCCAGUUACUUAAUCAACAGAUAUUUGAAACCAUCUACUAUGGUUCUUUAGAAGCCAGCUGUGAACUUGCCAAAGAAAAAGGUCCUUACGAAACUUACGAAGGAUCUCCAGUUAGCAAAGGAGUUUUACAAUACGACAUGUGGAAUGUUACCCCGACUAAUUUAUGGGAUUGGGCUGCGUUAAAAGAAAAAAUAAAACAAUACGGUGUCAGAAAUUCUCUUCUACUUGCUCCUAUGCCUACUGCUUCCACUGCUCAAAUUUUAGGAAAUAACGAAUCGUUCGAACCGUAUACUUCAAACAUGUAUACUAGGCGAGUGUUAUCAGGAGAAUUUCAGGUAGUAAAUCAUCAUUUGCUUAAGGAUUUAGUUGAUCGAAAUUUAUGGGAUGAAAAUAUGAAAAACGAGUUGAUCCUUCAUAAUGGCUCAGUCCAGAAUAUAAACAGAAUCCCAGAUGAUUUGAAAGAGCUGUAUAAAACUGUAUGGGAAAUAAAACAAAAAAAUGUGUUGAAAAUGGCAGCCGAUCGCGGAGCUUUCAUAGAUCAAUCACAGAGUUUAAAUAUCCAUAUGGCAAAUCCGAAUUAUUCGACAUUAACUUCGAUGCAUUUCUACGGCUGGAAAUUGGGUUUGAAAACUGGUAUGUAUUACUUAAGAACGAAACCUGCCGCAGACGCUAUUCAAUUCACUGUCGAUAAGUCGAAAGCUGCCAUGUCUUCAGAAAUCGGUAAAAAAGAGCAGAAUGGAACUGCCACCGAUAAAGAAUCAGAAGACUAUUACCUACGUAAAUUAACAUGUUCCCUGCAGAACAAAGAAGAUUGUUUGAUGUGCGGAUCGUGAUUUUUUUCUACUCGAUUUCUCGGUGUAUAUUUUUGUAGCGCAAUUUUUUCCUUCCCACUUUAUAUUUUCUCAUCUUUAUUUUUAAUUAUAAUUUUUGACUGUUCUUUAAUUUUAUUAAUAAUUUUUAUGAAUAAAGGGAAUAUUAUUUGAAGAAA